This is a messenger RNA of Spizellomyces punctatus DAOM BR117, 1415 nucleotides long. RefSeq lists its product as uncharacterized. Gene Ontology annotation, molecular function: L-aspartate:2-oxoglutarate transaminase activity; pyridoxal phosphate binding. Gene Ontology annotation, biological process: L-aspartate biosynthetic process. NCBI's taxonomy places the organism in Eukaryota, Fungi, Chytridiomycota, Chytridiomycetes, Spizellomycetales, Spizellomycetaceae. The record is from RefSeq and is a predicted model, not a curated record. Bases 28 to 1308 code for a protein of 426 amino acids. The transcript is spliced from 10 exons. Gene Ontology annotation, cellular component: cytosol.
GACGCAUCUUAGACACAAAUAACCAUCAUGACUGCUGGUGAACGAGUUUCUUCCAUUGCUUCCCACCUCGGUUUGAAAGGAAAGAUGGACGCUGGAGUAUCGGUCUUCAACAAUGUUCCUAUGGCGCCGCCGGAUCCAAUCUUGCACUUGAACACGUUGUACAAGGCGGAUCCUAACCCUCACAAGAUCAACCUUGGUGUUGGAGCAUACCGGGAUGAGCAGGGGAAGCCUUGGGUCCUCCCUGUGGUCAGAAAGGCCGAGCAUAUUAUUAUUGAAGACCCAGCUCUGGAUCACGAAUACCUGCCCAUCGAUGGAUUGAAGACCUUUACUGAAGCGUCUGUGCGGCUGAUUUUAGGUAAAAGCAGCCCAGCUGUGCUGGAGAACAGGUAUGUUGGCUGCCAAACAAUCUCUGGAUCUGGCGCCGUUAGACUCGGCGCAGCAUUCCUGGCUCGGUUCCGCAAGGCCCCAAUUUAUAUUUCUAAACCCACUUGGGGAAAUCACCGAGCUAUCUUUGCCGAUGCUGGGCUCGAAGUAAGAGAAUAUCCGUACUGGAACCCCGAGGUGCGGGGGCUCGCGCUGAAGGAAUUGCUUGAUACACUCAAGUCUGCUCCAAAUGGCUCCAUUAUCUGUCUUCACCCUUGUGCGCACAACCCCACCGGAGUUGAUCCCACUCCUGAAGAAUGGAAGUUGAUCGCUGAAGUCAUACGGGACAAGUCACAUUUCCCUUUCUUUGACUGUGCUUACCAAGGAUUUGCCAGCGGAGACUUGGACCGAGACGCCGGUGCUGUGCGAUACUUUGUAGAACAAGGCUUUGAGUUGCUGGUCGCUCAGUCCUAUUCGAAAAACAUUGGAUUGUACGGCGAGCGGACUGGAUGUUUGACAGUCGUCACACGCACGCCUGAGCAAGCAACUGCAGUACGGUCUCAGCUUUGCAAACUGCAACGUGCCAUGAUCUCCAUGCCACCCGCAUUUGGUGCUAGGAUUGUAUCCAUGAUUCUGAAUGAUGAGAAGCUCUUUGGACAAUGGAUGGUGGAAUUGAAAACAAUGGCCGAUCGUAUUAUCACUAUGCGACGGGAGCUAUUCAACGCCCUAUCUGAGCUCGGUACCCCUGGCACUUGGAAGCACAUUGUGGAUCAAAUCGGCAUGUUCUCGUACACCGGGUUGAACGCAAACCAAGUGAAGGUUCUAAUAGAGAAGUACCACGUCUAUCUGACAGAUAAUGGUCGGAUCUCGAUGGCUGGCUUAAAUUCGGGCAAUAUCAGGCGAUUUGCGGAAGCUCUGGACUGGGUCGUAAGAAACGUUAAAUGAUUAGACAUAGCAGGAUAUUCUUCCUUGUUAGGAAAACAGUGUUAGAAUGCAAUGUAUGGUUGCCAAUAUCGUCUAUUUUUCUUGAAAACAUAAUGUUUGCCAGAAAG